Molecule: messenger RNA, 1968 nt
Organism: Frieseomelitta varia
Lineage: Eukaryota; Metazoa; Arthropoda; Insecta; Hymenoptera; Apidae
Gene: kay
Product: transcription factor kayak
Exons: 4
Coding region: 16-1281 (421 amino acids)
Biological process (GO): regulation of transcription by RNA polymerase II
Cellular component (GO): nucleus
Molecular function (GO): RNA polymerase II cis-regulatory region sequence-specific DNA binding; DNA-binding transcription factor activity, RNA polymerase II-specific
Source: RefSeq, a predicted model, not a curated record
GCGCGGUGUUGCGCAAUGCUCCUCUUUCUCAUCGAACGAGAGCUUCGUUACAAUGCGAUCGAUGAAAUCCGUUUCUUUUUGCCGAACCGGGGCAAUAAACGAGCCGUUUGCGCGACACGAUCGAUUUCCCGCGACUGUUUUUCGUUAUCCAUUCGCACCUGGCAAACUAACUCGAGUUUUAAACGCUGUGCCUCAUCGAGUUGCACGCUAGUCGCUCGUCUUUCGCCUAUACUCCUGGUUUCGCUGGACGGGCUGCACAGCGGCGUGCCGACGAGGACGACGCCGACGUUGACGCCGACGACGCUCCGGAGUAUCGAGCAGACGUUCCUGGAGCUGACCAGCGAGUCAGCGUCGCACAGCCGCGAGGCAGGUUUCGUGCCACCGUUGGUGGAACCGUCGCAACCGACGCCGGCACAGACGCAAAACACGGCGGCGCAUCACGUCGUCACCACCACCGUCGCCGCCCCCGUGGCAGCCAACACCAUCCUUGUGGACAGUCAGCAGACGACACAGCCGCAACAGCAGCAGCCAACCAGACGCAACAUGGGUGGCAGAAGGCCCACCAGGACGAUCGGGAUGACUCCGGAGGAGGAGGAACGAAGACAGAUACGCAGAGAGAGGAACAAGAUGGCAGCAGCUAGAUGCCGCAAGCGAAGGAUGGAUCACACCAAUGCCCUGUUAGAAGAGACUGAGGGUUUGGAGCAGAAGAAGCAAAGCUUGCAGGAGGAGAUCCAACAGCUACAGCAGGCCAAAGACGAGCUGGAAUUCAUUCUGGAGGCGCACAGAGCGGUCUGUCGACUUCGUUCCGCCUCGCCGCCGGAUGUGAAACCCGUGAUAAAGCCAGAUAUUCCGACGGAGAAUCAUUUCGUGGCUGCAGUCACCGCGGCCGACGCCGGGAAACGCGGCGACCCGGCGGUGAACAUCGCGACGAGGCCGAACAGACCGAACUCGUUGCCGGUUGGCUUCGACAACAACAACCGGCCCAACUCCCUGUCGAUCUUCAACGAGCCGAAAGAGAGGCCGGACACGCUCACGUUCAAAACGGUGGAGACACCGGCGUUCAUGAAACCGUCGUUGGACGUGGCGGGAAUGCCGAUCACGACGCCAACCAGCGGCAUACCGUUCAACUUCGAGUCGUUGAUGGAAGGUGGAACCGGCCUCACGCCGGUCUCCACGCCGUUGAUACCUUCCUGCUCGACGCAGCAGAGAAACAACCUGUCGGCGGUCGACCUCAGCUCACCGGAUGCGAAUCCGCCGAAGCUGAAUACCAGGAGACCAUGACCUGACCGCUGCGAUCAGUAACGAACAGGAGACAAGCUUGUUGAAUUAUUAUUACCUUUGUCCAAAUGCAACAAUUGCAGCGCCAAGAAGAGAAUUUUUUGCCGUACGGUUUGCCGUCAUCGAAGUCAAUCACGUCGUUCGACAGUAUUAUUAAUUUGACACCUUCGAGGGAGAAGGUUUAAUCCUGCGUUACGAGUUUGUCAUUUCUUCUCUAUUGUAUUGUUUUAUUAUCGUCGAAGAGAGAUAAGAGCGAUUGUGCGUAUCGUUCCGUCGAUCGAGGAACGAUUGGUGGAGAGCACGCGUUUUGUAUUUGCAUUUUUCUCAACGCCGAUAUGAUGAGCUUCUCAAUUUACUGUUUUGUACGCGCUCGUUUGUAAUACGAAGAAACGAUGAAAGUAAUAAAAAAAAAAAAAAAGUCGGUACGAUGACACUGUUCAUUCUGUAUGGUACUGUCCGAUUGUAUAGAAAUAACCCGAGUUACCGUUGCCGUGAGAUUCUGGUAACUUUUGUGCUUACGAGAAGGAUUUUCUACUAGAACCACACACACACACUCACACACAUACACACGCAUCGUGAAAUUCAGUAUUUGCGUUUCUGUCGUGAAUUCACGCACCGUAAAGGAAACUUGUCGAGCAUAUUUCCGUCUCUGUGAAAAGUAAGUUCGAUAAAGUCACCUUUGAGGCUAAU